CUUGAGGAAGGGGCAGCAGAAGUUCUAAUAAAGCCUGGGGCCGGGAAGAUGAGCCGUCUCUUUCCCAUGGUUGGUUUGGGCGGCACAUGGAUAAUGCUUUUUCGAUUUGGUUAACGUGGGAUUGGGGAGGAAAGAAAGGGAUAUACUUUUUUUUUUUAUUUUUUCGUUUAUUUAUUUUUCUAUCCCAAAAAUGACAAACAGCUCUAUCAAUAGGAUAUAGAUUUUUAUUUUUUUAAUUUUUUUAAAUCAAAUGGAAAGAAUAACAUGUAAUAUGUGGAUGGAUGCGGAGAGUGCGAAUCAAACGUGCCAGAGCCAACUUAAUUCUUGUUGUCAUCCGAACCGCAGAGGAGACGGUCGAGGUUUCUCCCGUAUUAUUUUAUUCUCAUACACGAUAAUUGGAUUAUAUAUAUCCGGUUUUCUUUAUUUUAUAUUUGUAUAUGCGGCCGAGUAGAAUCCAUAAAUACAUAGAUAUGAUUUCUGCUGCCGCUGCUUCCUCGCAUCCCAAUCGUCGGGCGGCACGGAGCGUGGUUCCCUUUCCGACACGAUCUCUCUCCCAUCUGAGAGCUUUUUUGCCACAGGCUCCGUGCUAGGUUUUGGAUUUCGGAAGAUGGAAGCUAAGGCCUGAAGGAAAGAGCGGAGGGGGAGAACUAAAAAUUACAGGAGGAAUAGAGGAAUAGAGAAAGAGAGGAACGGAGGGGGUGAGAAGUGGGAGAAGAGGAGCCAGACAGAGUGACGAGAGAGGGUGCCUCCCUUUCUAGGAAGAAGAGUUACUGAGAGGAAAAGGGAGGGAAGAGAUCUAGCUUUGUUUCUGCUUGGGCUUCUCGGUGGAGGAACAGAUUACGAAGGCCUCUGCAAGAAACGUUUUUUUAGAAGGCGUAGGAGGCUAAAAGAAGGAUCUUCGCAACAAGAAUAGCAGGAGGAGAAAGAGGAUGUGGGACCUCAACGACUCGCCGGAUCCGAUGAGGAGGGACGCGGCCUUCCCCUCCGACAAGGAGGACGAGGCGGAGACCUCCUCCCCGAAGAACGCCGCCACCGACGACAAGGGGAAGGGGCCGGAGUCCCCCUCCACUGCCGACAACGACGACUCCAGCUCCUCCGCCCUCGUCGCCGAGGCCUCCGACGAGGCCGAUGGGGACGGAUGCCGGAGGAUAUUCGGGUUCUCGGUCGGCGGCGACGGCCGCUGCUCCGGCGAGAGCGAACCCGCCAUCGUGACCCACCAGUUCUUCCCGGCGGAGGAAGCGGGCGGGAGGGGGAGCGGCCGGGCGGAGGGUCCGCUGCUGCGGGCUCAUUGGGUUGGGGUCAAGUUCUGCCAGUCGUCGGAGACGGCCGCCGCCGGGAAGGCUAUGGGCGCGUCGCGGCCGAUGAAGAAGAGCCGGAGGGGACCCAGGUCCAGGAGCUCGCAGUACCGAGGGGUCACAUUCUACCGGAGGACCGGCCGCUGGGAAUCCCACAUCUGGGACUGUGGAAAGCAAGUCUAUUUAGGUGGAUUCGACACUGCCCAUGCUGCGGCUCGAGCAUACGACCGAGCGGCCAUCAAGUUCCGCGGGGUAGACGCUGAUAUAAAUUUCAAUCUGGAGGACUAUGAGGAGGACAUGAAACAGGCGAGCAAUCUCACAAAGGAGGAAUUUGUUCAUAUACUUCGUCGCCAGAGCACUGGAUACCCCAGAGGGAGCUCAAAAUACCGAGGCGUCACCCUGCACAAGUGUGGAAGAUGGGAGGCCAGAAUGGGUCAGUUCCUGGGGAAAAAGUACGUGUAUUUGGGCCUCUUCGACACCGAAGAGGAGGCUGCAAGGGCUUAUGAUAAAGCCGCAAUCAAGUGUAAUGGAAAGGAUGCGGCGACCAACUUUGAUCCGAGCCUCUAUGCCGAUGAGCUCGGUGCUGCAGCCGGCCGCAGCGACCAUGAUCUGGAUCUGAGCCUGGGGAAUUCGAGCUCGAAAAGGAGUGGCGGCCUCGAGCUGAUGGCUGAUGAUAGCCAGGGGGGGGCGGAUCAGCGUGUUCCUGUGGCCUUCGAGCCGGGCUGGAGGGCUAGCAUGCCAAGCACCAGGCCUGAGCCUGAUGGCAAGUUUAAGCGAGCAGAAGCAGCAGCCACCAGGAUCAAUUUCCCUCUCGAUAAUGCCUACAAGCAGUUCCCAGGUCUACCCUGCGAGAUGUACAAAUACUCUCAAGCAAGGAGGAAUGGAGAUGCUGUGCCCGCCACUUUCCGGAUCAUUCCUCAGCAGUUCAAUUCUGCUGGUUAUCAUCAAUUUCUGGACAGCAACGGCAACCGCAACAGCAACAGCAGCUUCGGAGCGAGGACUGGAGGAGGGGGUCUUUAUUUGGCUAUACGUGGCGAGCAGCAGCAGCAGCAGCAGCAGAGACAGUCGAAUUGGAGUAAUCGCGGUAGUAUUUGUUCGCCGCCACAGCUGCAGCAUCAUCAGGAUUCUCACCACAGAUGGUAAAACAGGUUCUACUCCCAGACGAAACCCACCGGAGACAUAAUAUUCUCCAUCACCACCGACCGGCUGAUCCAUUUAAAUCCCCCUUCUCUGCCGCUAAAAUGGCCUUCCCAUUGUUUGUGCUUUUAGUCACCUACUACCCCAAAUGAAACCUUCGUCUAUGCCACUUGUAAACGGGACAUCUCCCAUCAUUGCUCUAUGAGAGAGAGAAAGAGAGCUGGGUAGAGGUGAGAAUUGAAGAAUCGGUACUUUUUGGAUGGUUAGCUUGCUCGAAUUUUCUUUUUUUUUGCACUUUCUGUUUACCAAUAUCAGUGAGCAGUUAUACUCGGUCUUUGUCACCCGAGCUUAAUAAGUUCGAUCUCGUGUUGUAUCAUUUAUGACUCAGCAGGGUGUGAGGAGAAUAUGACAAAGUGGGAUUUGGUUCCUA
Messenger RNA from Phoenix dactylifera (date palm), 2862 nucleotides. NCBI's taxonomy places the organism in Eukaryota, Viridiplantae, Streptophyta, Magnoliopsida, Arecales, Arecaceae. The record is from RefSeq and is a predicted model, not a curated record.